AUGAUUGUCCUCAAUUUGAACAAGUUCAUCCACAUUGUAUUAUGCUGUUUAUCCAUUUGGGCAGCAGUAUCAACUGCCACAUUUGGUCCAAGUCACAAUAUUAGGAUGGAAUAUUAUGUCCCAAAUAAUUUGAGGGGCCAAGCAGAGGCUGCUUGGACAAAGGUUUUAGACUUCUAUGAAAAAUUAGGGGAUUCUGAGACCCAUUCUAAAAAUGGACCAUUCAGCAGGUUGAGGGGUAGAUUUCAAGUGAUGGGAAGGGACACUGGUGGCAAUCUAGAGAGAAUUGAUAGUUACCUUCCACCUUUUAGGAAACCAAUGGCUGGGUUGGAUCAACAUCUUACACAUGCUAUAUAUGUGUUAGUGCUUGAGGAUGAGAAGCCGGACACAUUUGAAAUACAUGUGAGGGGUGAAGUUCCAGAUCAAGUCAAGGGAGGAAAAGUUGAAUGGUUAAGUCAUCAGGCAGUAUUCAGAUUUUCCACAUAUUUUGAUCGUAUCAAAUUUGAACAAAUCACAAUACUUCAUGGAUUAUCCCAAGAGGAAUGUAGGCAUGGGGAUUUCUUCACUCAAAUAGGAGAAUCAUUGCUCAAUGAAGCAACCACAGAUGACUCUUGA
This is a messenger RNA of Melampsora larici-populina 98AG31, 612 nucleotides long. RefSeq lists its product as uncharacterized. The record is from RefSeq and is a predicted model, not a curated record. The transcript has 4 exons. The coding region runs from base 1 to 612 and encodes 203 amino acids. NCBI's taxonomy places the organism in Eukaryota, Fungi, Basidiomycota, Pucciniomycetes, Pucciniales, Melampsoraceae.